Molecule: messenger RNA, 753 nt
Organism: Prosopis cineraria
Lineage: Eukaryota; Viridiplantae; Streptophyta; Magnoliopsida; Fabales; Fabaceae
Product: proteinaceous RNase P 1, chloroplastic/mitochondrial-like
Exons: 5
Coding region: 173-661 (162 amino acids)
Biological process (GO): tRNA 5'-leader removal
Molecular function (GO): protein binding; ribonuclease P activity
Source: RefSeq, a predicted model, not a curated record
UAUAUAAUUAUUCAUGAUAUAGUGGUUGAUAUGGAAAGUUAAACUUUUUCAGAAGUGGCUUCAACAACAUGGUCCUUUUGAUGCAGUUGUAGAUGGUGCCAAUGUAGGCCUUGUCAGCACGCAUAAUUUCAGCUUUUUGCAGCUUAACACUGUUGUACAGCAAUUGCAACAAAUGAGUCCCUCAAAAAGAUUGCCACUUGUAAUCUUGCAUAUAAGUCGGGUUACUAGUGGUCCUGCUCGGAAGCCACAUAACAAGAAACUCUUAGAAUAUUGGAAGAAAAAUGACGCUCUUUACGCUACACCUCAAGGUUCCAAUGAUGACUGGUACUGGCUAUAUGCAGCUGUUAGCUGUAAAAGCUUGUUGGUGACAAAUGAUGAGAUGAGAGAUCACUUGUUCCAACUAUUAGGUUCUAGUUUUUUUCCAAGAUGGAAGGAAAAGCAUCAGGUUAGGCUGUCAACCUCAAAUAAUGGGCCUUCCCUCAUCAUGCCUCCACCAUAUUCAACAGUUAUUCAGGAAUCAGCCAAUGGUAGUUGGCAUGUGCCAAGAGUGAGUGAUGAUGAUUAUGGAACCCCAAGGCAGUGGUUGUGUGCAACCAGAUCCACAAAUAUAUCAUCAGUACAUCAAUUGUUUACUUCUCCCUCCGCAUCUAUGGCUGCUUAGGGAUAUGAGCUUGAGGUCUUUCAAUUUUGGUUCCAGGAAUGUGGAUUUUAUGUUAUUCAUUAUUAUUAUUAUAUUUCGGUAAGAACAAAAUG